Molecule: messenger RNA, 710 nt
Organism: Tachyglossus aculeatus (Australian echidna)
Lineage: Eukaryota; Metazoa; Chordata; Mammalia; Monotremata; Tachyglossidae
Gene: PFN2
Product: profilin 2
Exons: 3
Coding region: 41-463 (140 amino acids)
Biological process (GO): positive regulation of actin filament bundle assembly; actin cytoskeleton organization; regulation of actin filament polymerization
Cellular component (GO): cytoplasm
Molecular function (GO): actin binding
Source: RefSeq, a predicted model, not a curated record
GUUCCGUCCGGUUCCGCCCGGUUCCGCCCCCGCCCCCACCAUGUCCGGCUGGCAGAGCUACGUGGACAACCUGAUGUGCGAUGGCUGCUGCCAGGAGGCCGCCAUCGUCGGCUACUGCGACGCCAAGUACGUGUGGGCCGCCACGGCGGGGGGGAUCUUCCAGAGCAUUACGCCUAUAGAAAUAGAUAUGAUCGUAGGAAAAGACCGAGAAGGUUUCUUCACCAAUGGUUUGACUCUUGGGGCAAAGAAGUGCUCGGUGAUCAGAGAUAGUCUAUAUGUUGACGGCGAUUGCACAAUGGACAUCAGGACAAAGAGUCAAGGUGGUGAACCGACAUAUAAUGUCGCCGUAGGGAGAGCUGGCCGAGCAUUGGUUAUAGUCAUGGGAAAGGAAGGUGUCCAUGGAGGGGCACUCAACAAGAAAGCAUUUGAACUCGCGUUAUACCUGAGGAGGUCUGACGUCUAAGCAGCCUCUCCCCGUCCACCUAGCAACUGUCCUCGUCAGCACCCAAGUGUUCCCAGUGCUACCAGACAGUAGAUGGUAGUGGAAUCUAUUUUUUUUUUUUUUUUUUUUAAUUUACCCAUUUUCUAAUGUCAUGAUUCCGGUUCCCUCUGGAUUGUUUGUAUAUUAACCAGCGUAUGUAACAGUCCCAUAUCCGACACCAUUAUUGCAGCACAAUAAUGAUAUGCAUGAUAUCUUGAAAUUUGGGGGC